Ruditapes philippinarum (Manila clam) is the source of this 2055-nucleotide messenger RNA. RefSeq names its product NAD-capped RNA hydrolase NUDT12-like. Gene Ontology annotation, cellular component: cytosol. Gene Ontology annotation, molecular function: protein binding; metal ion binding; NADH pyrophosphatase activity. Gene Ontology annotation, biological process: NADP+ catabolic process; NAD+ catabolic process. The record is from RefSeq and is a predicted model, not a curated record. NCBI's taxonomy places the organism in Eukaryota, Metazoa, Mollusca, Bivalvia, Venerida, Veneridae.
UACCAGUUUCAAAGAAGUGUUUAUAUCCUGAUGUUGUCACGAAUGCCUUGAGACAGACAAACAGAAGACCUGUCAGUACAACCGCUGCCUCCCCAGACAGCAUUAUUACUGCAUAUCCGAAUACUAUGUUAGUGCAAUAUUUGUCGCGAAAUUAUAUUACAAACCGUCAUACUGAUCGUUCUGGUAUCAUAAGAACAACAAUUUUUAACACAGCAAUAUCUUAAAAUAUGACCAUUGCUUAAAAGAUGUUUUAAACUAUGCAAUUUCACGUAUAAUAUAACUUUUUGCCAAAUUUUGUAGAAAAAAAAAUGAUGUAACUCCAAACUUCAAAAAUGUUUUUGUAUUAACCGGAAAAUUGUCAAAUCUACAAAUAAAAAAACAACAUAAAUCAAAUGAAAUUAGACUGUUAAAAAUAACAUCAUGUACAUUAAUUUUAUUCUUUUCAAGAAGUGGAUUUCUUGCAUUAAUAACACGCCUUUCUAAAAUUUUGUUUUCGUUUAGAUUUAGGUCCCAUGUACCAACGAUCUAUAUUUUGACCUUUCAGCUGUCAAAAAAAGCUGGGACAGUAGGUCCCUUAUCUUAUGUACUUCAAUAGAUGUCAGCUGUUCUUGAGGGCUUUAAAUUCUCCAAUAAACAACUUUGUGAGAAUUAUGGCUGGUUCGGAGACAGCUGUGGAGAAGUCAUUUAUGGAAAGAUAUUUCAAGGAGCUGCAGCAGGUGUACUUGAUGAUGUGAAGAUUUUUCUGAAAGGAUCGUUAAAUGUGAAUAUUAGAAAUGAUCAUGGUUGGACAGCUUUGAUGUUUGCAGCAAGGAAUGGUCACACAAAUAUUGUCAAGGAAUUACUAAAUAACAAUGUUGAUGCCAGUAUGAUAAAUAGUACAGGACAGACAUCACUUGACAUUGCUCUAUUCUGGAAUCAUUCUGAUGUUGCUAAGUUACUUCAAUCUGGAACCAAAGAGGUUAAUCCAGACAUAAAUCUUAGGAACUACUUUUCUCUUAACUUAUUAAAUCGCUGCUCCGAUAAAAGAAAAGAUAAGACUUGGCUACGUAAUAAAAUAUUAGCAGAUAAUACAAGGUUUAUUCUGUUUCACGAGUUAGGUGUUUUAUGUGUGGAUUUAAAUCAUAGAAAAGACAGGUGGAAGAUUGAACUAGCUAGAGUUGAAAUGAAGGAUAUAGAACAAUACAUGGCCAGUAAUCCUGUAUGUAUUUUCCUUGGUCUUAUUCAAGAAGAUCGUCAUGUUCCAUUGACAUUUGAGGAACCAGCACUGUAUGCUGUAGAUAUGAGUGGGACGGAAGAAUCGAAGGUGCUAGACCUGGUUCCCGGGAGUAAGUUUGUACCAGGAUAUCCGGCAGUGAUGCAACUACUACCCUCCGAGGCUGGGAUAUUUGCCGAGGCCAGAUCAAUGCUGGCCUGGCAUGACAGAUACCAGUAUUGUCCGACAUGUGGGUCAGCCUCGAGGCUAGAAGAGGGAGGCUAUAAACGUGUCUGUGAAAAUAUGAAAUGUCGCAGUCAUCAGGGAAUUCACAACACAUGUUAUCCUCGGACAGACCCGUCUGCUAUAAUGCUGGUUAUCUCUCCUGAUGGGAAGAAAUGUUUAUUGGGACGAGCUAAACGAUUUCCUGCUAAAAUGUAUUCUUGCCUUGCUGGAUUUAUGGAACCUGGGGAGACAAUUGAGGAUACAGUACGACGCGAGGUUGAGGAGGAAAGUGGAGUUAUUGUGGACCAAGUAGAGUAUCAUUCCAGUCAGCCCUGGCCUUUCCCUGCAUCAUUAAUGCUCGGCUGUAUAGCUUAUGCUACUACAGAAACAAUCAAGCUUGAUCCUGAAGAAAUGGAGGAUGCACGUUGGUUUGGGCGCCCCGAGGUUGUUCAAAUGUUAACACAUCAACAUCCUCAAGGACUGUUUGUACCACCAGAACAAGCAGUAGCUCAUCAGAUUAUUAAAACGUGGGUACGGAGGACUGCCAACUUAUAGCAUAUUGUCAUCAUUCUGUGAUCAUUUAUUUCAGGGAAUAUGUCAUAUACUGCUUUGUGAUAUUUUCAAUAAAAUGUAUUAUA